AUGAUAUCUUUCCGCCAUGGCUGGGAAAUCUACCUUCACCUCCUUCUAUCGAACGGUAUCAAAAAAAUAAAUCUCAUCUGCAGCCCCGCCUUAAAAUCCAAGUUCUUCACUCUAUUCGCUGCCUCCGGCCAGCUGGGCAAAAGCCGUUGGGCUUCCGGCGUCGGGUUGAGGACGCGGGCCGGGUUCCUUGUGGUGUCGAGGGGUUUUGAGCCUGGGAAUUUUGCGCUAAAGACUUGCUCGGCAGCAUUGGAUUUGUGGAACGGUAGAGCUGCGCAUGGACGGAUUGUGAAAGGCGAGCGAGAAUCCCGAUCAGGGGUGGGGUCUUUAUGAGAGACCAAGGCCUUUGAAACUAUCAGGAAACUGCAGAGGGAGAAUGUGGUGUUCACAUGGGAAAUGAGGGUCUAGUUUGUCUGUGGGCACAGUGAGAGGCUUUUGGCGGUAUUACCUCAAUUUAUACGAGAAAUGGAUUGUCGAUCAGAAAUACAAAGAACCGGGUAACACAUGUUGAGAUGGAUUUGGAGAAAGAUUAUCCGGAGAGACACAAACCUUCUUCAUAAUUUUGAAAGGGAAACUGCUCUUGCCGUGAAUGUUGGAGAUAGCGGUUUUGUUCGCGAGAAACCAUCUGUAAGUGUAAAGCUAUCUGAUUGAAAAUAUGAUCUGCUUAGCAAAAGUUUGUGUUUGAUAUUAAUAAGGACGACUCAUUUAUCUUAUCGUAAUUCAUUAUGAUGUUUGUAUCUAAAACUUGCGCUUUUAGGAGGAGCAAUUUAAAAAAGUAAAA
This is a messenger RNA of Striga asiatica, 778 nucleotides long. Lineage: Eukaryota; Viridiplantae; Streptophyta; Magnoliopsida; Lamiales; Orobanchaceae. The record is from the annotation of a GenBank genome assembly.